UACAACACGGAAGUAGGAUUGUAGACGACUUUAUUUUCCAUUGCUUAUGUGGAGAAAAUAAGACCCACUGUCUGAACAGGAUAGGCUGCACAACUAUAAUUCGACUAAAAAUGUCUAAACUACAGUUGUUGCAUGUGUUUUUAAAUGAGCGUUUAACGGCGGCUGUUGUGGAGAUUGUCGGGGCAGUUGAGAAAACGGUAGCGGAGUACCAGGAGGAGAAUGAUCGGCUACGGAGAAUGCUGCGGAUCACACAGGAGAUAAAACUAUGUAAAAUAGGCUCCCUGCCUCUCUCUCUUGCUGUCUCUGAAGAGGAGGUUCCCCCUGAGCAGCAGCACUGUGAGCAGGAGUGGAGCCCCAGUCUGGGGCAGGAGGACCCAAAGCCCACACAGAUUAUAGAGGAAGAGCAGAUUCAAGGGCUGGAGCCUGAUAUCAUAGAGUUCAAAUUCACUCCUUCCUGUGUGAAAAGUGAAUGUGAUCAGGAGGACCCACUUUGGUCCUUGACUCUUCCUAAAACCCAGAUUGUGGAGCACGUAGAUAUUGACUCUAAACGAGUGGAUCCUGAACCUUUUGCCACUGUGACCCACCUAAAGGGUUUCGAAAUUUCCUGUGACCCUCCAGAUGAUCAAAACAAUGCCUCCAUCCACAGCUCAGCCAUAAGCAGCAACCCAGUAGGACUUGACAGCAGCCCACCAUUGGAUCCCAGCCCACCAUUGGCUCCGACCCCACCAUUGGGGAAACCCUGCAACUUCCCCUUUUAUGGCAAGACAUUCAAACAAAAAGGAAAUCUGUCCAUGCACAUGAGUAUUCACACAGGAGACAUGCCAUUUAGCUGUGGUGACUGUGGGAAGUGCUUUAUUCAGAAGGGGGACCUAAGAAGACAUAUACUGACUCACACAGGAGAGAAACCAUUUAGCUGUAAUUUUUGCAGUAAAAGCUUCAAUCAGAAGGGGGACCUAAGGAGGCAUAUACUGACUCACACAGGAGAGAAACCGUUUAGCUGUGGUGACUGUGGGAAAAGCUUCAGUCAGAAGGGGGACCUAAGGAGGCAUAUACUGACUCACACAGGAGAGAAACCGUUUAGCUGUGGUGACUGUGGGAAAAGCUUCCGUCUCAAGGGGAACCUAACCACUCACACACUCACUCACAAAGGAGUGAAACAACAUGGCUGUGCCAUCUGUGGUUUAAGAUUCACUCAUAAGGCUUAUCUGCUGAAGCAUGUGCACAAAGUCCACAAAGAAAGAAAACAGGAUGAAAACUGAAAGGGAAGAUAAUUAGGACAAAGACGUCUGCCAGAAGAUGGGAGUAAAAACUGUGUAUAACACUCCUAGGAAAGCAAAGCAACUCUGGAUCAUUCACGUUCUGCGUUACAGAUAAAUAGAUGUGUGAUUCAUUUACUUUUGUAAAGCCUGUGUAAAUAAAGUUUGAUAUGAUUUGAACGAUGAGGUAAUGAUCAAACAGUAAUACACUGUAUAAUGGGAAUCUUGCAGAUCUGAGGGGUAUACUAAUCAAAUCAAAUAUAUGUAUAAAGCUGUUUUUUCAGCAGAUGUCAAAGUGCUGUACAGAAACCCAGCCUGAAACCCCAAACAGCAAGCAAUGCAGAUGUAGAAGCACGGUGGCUAGUAUACCCCUUUGCAGUACAAACAACAACAAAGUGGACACCCCGCCACUUUUUCGGUAAACAGCUGAGGGAGAACGAAAUGUAAAAACACUCAAAUUCAGACAGAUCUAUGGGAUGGAAGGACUGGCCACUCAUGAGAUCAGAAUAAUAUUUUUAACCAUCUUUUGAGGCUAUAUAAUGUUUGUUUGCAAUUACAUUGUUUACAAACAAUGGAGUAAUGCGUUUUUGAACACCUGAGUACAGUAGUCCGGUCUCAAGAUCACAUAUGUUUCUGUGUCAGAUACGAGACAGUGGAGUAAAACAACUCAGAAUUAUCAGCUUCCAUUCAGUCAGCGCAUAAAACUAAUUAAUCAGGCCAAAUAUAUACACUCCUUUCUUGAAAUGUUAAUACAGUAUCUUAACAUCCUUAUCUAUUAUAGACAUGUUUGCGCAGUGGCGAACCUAUAGGCCUUCAGUGUGUGACGUGUUCGGGAUUAUGAAGGGACAGCAACCUAGCGCACUCAUGUAGGAGAGUGCACUUUUUAUAAAACACAAAGGGCCAGUGGUGUAGUGGAGGGUAAACGCAGGUAUAAGCCGUAUACCCACUUUUUUUCAGUGGGCAUUGCGUAUAGAUAUACUUACUUCUUAAUCCCUACUGAUGCGUAUUAAAGUUGUGUAGUGGACGUAUACGAUUUAUCAUGAAUGUAGUACAAUAAAGAAAUCGUGUACAAAGUAGCCUACACAAUCGCAAAGCAAGUGAAAUAUAUUGACAUGCGUGCUGCACACAGCGGAAUAUCAUCUGCAGGCAGCAAGAGUGUGCAGCUCUCAACUGGUUUUGGUAUUGAGCAGCUCACAUAAGAAUGGUGUCAGCUGGUAGGGUAGGAAAUACGUUUCAAUUGAUGGUAUCUACCAGUAAAUGCUAACUAAGGUAACAAUUUGUAUGCAAACCAGGUAUUGAUUAAGUUUAGUCUGAAGUGUUGAUUAGUAGGCUAUUUGUGAUGAGUUGUUUGCAUCAGGUGCAUAGACAUGGAUGGGCCUGGGUGGACAAAGGCCUACCCACUGGGGAGCCAGGCCCACCCUAUCAGAUUGAUGUGGUUUAAGCAUUGUUGUGGACUUAGACCACAUUUUUGUAUUUUUUUCUAUAAUAAAAAAAUGGGUGAUUUUGA
Molecule: messenger RNA, 2763 nt
Organism: Salvelinus fontinalis (brook trout)
Lineage: Eukaryota; Metazoa; Chordata; Actinopteri; Salmoniformes; Salmonidae
Product: zinc finger protein 853-like
Exons: 2
Coding region: 111-1259 (382 amino acids)
Biological process (GO): regulation of transcription by RNA polymerase II
Cellular component (GO): nucleus
Molecular function (GO): DNA-binding transcription factor activity, RNA polymerase II-specific; RNA polymerase II cis-regulatory region sequence-specific DNA binding
Source: RefSeq, a predicted model, not a curated record